Messenger RNA from Brettanomyces bruxellensis, 672 nucleotides. RefSeq lists its product as uncharacterized. The coding region runs from base 1 to 672 and encodes 223 amino acids. The transcript has a single exon. Gene Ontology annotation, molecular function: 5'-deoxynucleotidase activity. Gene Ontology annotation, cellular component: cytoplasm. The record is from RefSeq and is a predicted model, not a curated record. NCBI's taxonomy places the organism in Eukaryota, Fungi, Ascomycota, Pichiomycetes, Pichiales, Pichiaceae.
AUGACAUCAUCACAGUGGAAGCCAGAGGAUCACGUUCCGAAGAAGAUCACGGAUCUCCUCAAAAAGGAAAAUAGCGAUCCCCAAAACUAUAACUGCAUCACUGCAUUCUACCAUAUGGUCUCUCUUCUCAAAGAGCAGAAGAGAACGGGAUGGCUAGACAUGAAAGUGCCCGAUCCAGAGUCUAUUGGCGAUCAUAUGUACAGGAUGUCGCUAAUUGCGAUGUCGUUGAACAAGGACCGGUUCCAGAAAGAUGGAAAGUACCCGGAUUUGGCCCAAUGCACGAAAAUCGCAUUGGUUCACGACAUUGCGGAAAGCUUGGUCGGCGAUAUUGUGCCAAACGAUCCACAGGUUGGCAAGCCAGAGAAGCACGAGAGGGAAUACAGCACUGUGAAGUACCUGGCCGGUGUUAUCGAGCCCUAUAAUCCCGCUUUUUCCAAAGAACUUGUCGACUUGUGGCUUGACUACGAGUACCAGAGAACUUUCGAGGGCACUAUCGUCAAGGACAUCGACAAGUACGAGCUUCUGCUCCAGACGUUUGAGUAUGAGCGACUCCACAACAUCCAUUUGGACGAAUUCUACUCGUGCCAGGCUGUGAUCAAGAACCCGGAGAUGAAGAGGUUGGCUGAAAGACUCAUGCAGGAGCGGGCGGCAUUCUGGGCCUUGCAGAACUGA